AUGAUCACUAAUUUUACGGAAUCAUAUUAUAUUACCAGGAAUCCAUACUUAUCACAUUAUAAUUUAUUAAACCGUAAAUCUGAAAAAUUAAAACAUUUUAUAAUCAAAGGAAUUGGAAAUGACUCCGAGUUAAUCAUAGGAGGAGAUUUGGAAGAAGUUCCCUCUAUAGUGAAACAAGUGCAAACUGAGGAAUCCAAGGAUUUUGUUGAUAAAUGCUGGGAUAAAGGUUUAAGCAUUCCGGAUUCAAUAGAUCUUUUAAACGGUGAUUCAGAUAAAGACAACGUUUCCAUCGUAAAUAAUUUUUUUAAUGAAACCUCUCCUAACUCUACCGACACAGUUGGUUUGGUAGAUAAAGUUGAAUCUGCCUCUUAUGAAGAUUUCUUCAGUGAUGAUGAGGACCCUAUGGAGGUUGAUUUUGGUUUAUUGUCUUAUUCUGAAAUAUUAAUAAUACUGAGAAUAAUUAAUGAAAAGAUAAACAAUUCACAAAGAGACAUUAAACCGGAAUUGAUUAAAAAAUUAAAAGAUAAUUUAAAUUUGGCUGAUUCAGAUGCCGAUGCACACCUUAAAAAUCUCUACAAAAUGGGAGAUUUUUUUAUUACUUUGAAUAAAACUGUUAAUAGAGAACCUCUGGACUUGAACUGGAUCCCUGAGUUUGAGGGUAAAAUCUUUAGAUUUCUAAAAGAAAAGGGUUACACACUUUCAAGAGUUACUUGGACAGAUGAAUGUGUAAUUCUACUCUUAAAAGAAAAGGAUAUUCCGGACAAGGAAAUCUCAAAUGUUCACGAUUCAAUAAAUUCAUUCAUACAAAACAUGGCAAGGAAUGAGGAGUUUAGAGGAUUAAGUAACAUUGGUCUAAUGGUAUCAGGAAGUGAUUAA
This is a messenger RNA of Theileria annulata, 876 nucleotides long. RefSeq lists its product as uncharacterized. The record is from RefSeq and is a predicted model, not a curated record. Lineage: Eukaryota; Apicomplexa; Aconoidasida; Piroplasmida; Theileriidae. The transcript is spliced from 2 exons. The coding region runs from base 1 to 876 and encodes 291 amino acids.